CGCAUGUGAAUGACGUCAUACUGACGCAUAAUUGAAGAACCACACAAUAUGGCUGCGUCCGUGAUUCUGCGACUCCAGAGGGUGAUCCGUCUUUCUCACGGAGAUAUUAACGUUGUCGCUGCCGGGGUCUCUAGUCGGUCAGGUUGCUGUUGGGUACAGUCGUCUUGUCGUUGUUUCAGCGAUGCAGCCGAUGACAGACGCACGCAUUUUGGUUUCGAAACGGUUCCGGAGGCAGAGAAGGCGAAGAGAGUGUAUAAGGUGUUUGAGAAUGUUGCUCAGAAGUAUGACAUUAUGAACGAUGCCAUGAGUCUGGGGAUUCACCGACUGUGGAAAGAUGCACUGCUGCACGCUAUGCACCCACUGCCUGGUGCACGACUCCUGGAUGUGGCAGGUGGAACAGGUGACAUUGCUUUCCGUUUCAUGGCAUACAUUCGCUCUCAGCAGGAGCGGCAGAAGCAUCGAGCGGCACGGCCCAUGCAGACGUCACCAUGGCAGGACAUUUCCAGCAGCUACUCUACAGAGGACGAGGGCGGGCCACAAGAAUCCAGAGCUGUGGUCUGUGACAUCAACAAGGAGAUGCUGAAAGUGGGCAAGCAGAAAGCUGACAGCAUGGGCAUCAGUCCUGGUCUGUUGUGGGUGGUGGGGGAUGCAGAGGAGCUGCCCUUUGACGACGCACAGUUUGAUAUUUACACCAUCGCCUUUGGCAUCCGCAACGUCACUCAUAUAGAGCAGGCACUUCAAGAGGCUCAGCGGGUCCUGAAGCCCGGUGGCAGGUUCAUGUGCCUAGAGUUCAGCAAAGUGACCAAUCCUCUCCUGGCAAGGCUUUAUGAUGCAUACAGCUUCCAGAUGAUCCCAGUUUUGGGAGAGGUGAUUGCCGGAGACUGGAAGUCUUAUCAGUAUCUGGUGGAGAGUAUUCGCAAGUUCCCAGACCAGGAGGAGUUCAAACAUAUGAUUGAAGAUGCAGGUUUCUGCUGUGUGCGGUACUCCAGCUUCACUGGUGGUGUGGUAGCUCUUCACUCUGGUUUCAAGCUGUGAGAUCCAUUCCCAGCACCUCCUCUAACUAGCAAAGAGCCUGGCUCAGUUUCAGACUGUUCUGCCUGUAUGACAAACUGUCUGCAGAGCAUGAAGCCGCACAUCUCCGUGCUGCUGCACAGUGACAGAGGUCAGUGGGCACACUUACUUUUUUCUGUUAAGGAAAACUGUACUUCUAUUUUUACAAAUAAUGGCAGAGUAAAAACUAGGCUCACUGUAUCUGCAUUAUCAGUGUUAAGACCAUAUGAGAACAGUUUGUUUUUGUAACAGAUAAAAGUUGUUCUGAAUAUAUGAAUGGAUUAUUAUCAAAGCUGCGACAGGCUAAUGAGUAAUUACUACUAAUGAUAAAACUUCUUGAAACAAACAAGUGCACACAUCAAUGUGGGAUGUAAAUAAUAGAAAGGAUGAUGCCACAACACUUGUUACUUGAAUAAAACUGUAUAUUUUACAGAUCUUUGUACACUUUAAUUACAAAACUGUAUGGUACUAAAGUUUUAAAAUCAGUUUUUUUGGUCAGAGAAGAUUUAAUCGUCUUGUGUGCAAUUACCAUGUACUGUAUAUACAAACUCUCAUGUUAGUGAUUUUUCUCAAAAUAAAAAGUAACCAAAUAACUCAAACGUUUAAACACUCUGAACAUAAGACAUGGCUUAAAGAUAAAUAUAUUAGUAAAUAAAUAUUCAGAGAACAUAUUUCCAUUUAUGAAAUGUGUUUGCUAUACAGGUACAGAAAUAUACACAGAUUGAU
Monopterus albus (swamp eel) is the source of this 1776-nucleotide messenger RNA. RefSeq names its product coenzyme Q5, methyltransferase (gene coq5). Gene Ontology annotation, biological process: ubiquinone biosynthetic process. The coding region runs from base 49 to 1035 and encodes 328 amino acids. Gene Ontology annotation, molecular function: 2-methoxy-6-polyprenyl-1,4-benzoquinol methyltransferase activity. The transcript is spliced from 7 exons. The record is from RefSeq and is a predicted model, not a curated record. NCBI's taxonomy places the organism in Eukaryota, Metazoa, Chordata, Actinopteri, Synbranchiformes, Synbranchidae.